UUCAACAUGCCAUGCCACGACACUGCCCAGCCCAUCUCAUGCCGUGUAGGCAGACACAUUCGUGACACCGGCGUCUUUUGCACGCGCUGCUGUAUCUCGAUGAGGCUCCUGUCUGCCCCGCGUGAAGGAUUGAGCCCCGCGGAGCUGCCCCACGCGCCGCCCACGCGAUCCUUUCCACGCCAACCGCAUCGCCACGGCCAGCGAUAGAACCGCGAUAGAGCAGUGGGAGCAUACGAUGAAAAGCACAUUCCCUGCCCGAGGGAGCAGCAUACCCACCACCUUCAACCCACGCACCAAUGGCAGCGUGGUCGCGAGCAGCGUGCCCUUGAGCAGCACCACGGCCAGGGACAGGCUCGUGGUGGGUGUUGAUUUCGGGACGACAUAUAGCGGUGUGGCGGCCGUAUACAGUGCGACUCCGGACGAUAUUGACAUCAUCAAGACGUGGCCUGGAGGGAACGGCAUUACCUCUGACAAGGUGCCUACCGAGAUUGGCUACAGCGAGCCUUCCGCACAAGAUGGCUCGACUUCGUCGCCCAAGACGCCUACAAGGCCCGCGCAAAACAUCAAAUGGGGCUUCCAGUUCAAGCCAGAAGAGACGCGUCUGCGGUGCAUAAAGCUCUUCCUCGACCGGAACCAGAAGCUCCCCCACUUUGUAUCGCCGCUGGAGACGGCGGCGCAGCUGCGCAAGUACGACAAGACGGUCACGGAAGCAGCCUCGGACUACCUCUCGCAGAUCUACAAGCAUACCAUGGAGACAUUGAGCAGGAGAUAUGGCGAGACAUUCAUCAGCCUGACCAAAGUCGAGUUCGUCUUGACUGUGCCCGCCGUGUGGUCAGAUUCGGCCAAGGAUGCGACGCUCAAGGCGGCCGAGAAGGCUGGCAUGGGCAAGAGACACGAGUUGAAGCUCAUAUCCGAGCCUGAAGCUGCUGCGGUAUACACGCUGAAAGCCAUACAGCCCAACCACCUCAAGGUUGGCGACAACUUCAUCGUGUGCGAUGCUGGAGGAGGCACAGUCGAUCUGAUCGCCUACAAGAUCAUCCAGCUAUCCCCUCUGCGCGUCGAAGAAUCAGCAGUCGGUACCGGUGGUCUUUGUGGCUCUACCUUUAUCAACUACCGCUUUGAGGAGCACGUCAAGCAACGCAUCGGGGCCGAGCGGUACACGUGGAUGCGUGAAAAGAAGGCCAAAACGUGGAACAUGGGCUCCAAGUACUUUGAGGAAUUCGUCAAGCGCAACUUCAACGAGGAGGAACACAACGAAGUCAACAUUCCCUUUCCAGGCCUUCCGGAUGAUGAAGAAGCGGGGCUGGACUCUGGCUUCCUUGUCAUGAGCGCUGAGCAAGUCAAGGACUUGUUUGACCCUGUUGUCGAGGAGGUGAUACAUUUGGUAGAGGGCCAGGUGGAGAGUAUAAGAGAAAAGGGAGGCCUGGUAUGCGGCAUCGUGCUAGUUGGCGGCUUUGGGCAGAGCAACUACCUUUAUGGUCGGAUGAAGUCACACUUUAACAGCGCGCCGCCGCCACCGUAUACCGAGAGACCGACUCAUAUUGUCGCGAUUGACGCGCCACAAUCCAUUGAGAUAUACCAACCCAUACACGCCUGGACAGCCGUUGUGCGGGGCGCUGUGCUAAGGGGCUUGGAGGGCAACAUGGCCAUCAGCCGCCGGAGCCGCUGGCAUUACGGCACAAGCUACGCAACUGUUUUCGACGAAGCCAAACACCCCAUCUCUGACCGCUACUGGAGUCUGCUCUGGGAACGCUGGAUGGUGUCCGAUCGAAUGCAAUGGCACAUUGCAAAGGGUGCCCAAGUGUCUGAAUCCCGUCCUAUCUCCUUUCACUACACGCGCAACUUCCGCCCCGGGCAGUCACUCGUCGUAGGAGACGACCUCAUUGCGUGCGACGCAGACGUGGCACCUGACUCCCACACCAAAGGGCUAAUCAAGGUGUGCACGCUGACGACUGAUUUGAAUACGGUGCCCAAAAGCCUAUUUACGCGCCUGACCACGACAAAGGGUGUAGAGUUUGACAACCUGGACUUUACGCUCGACAUGCGCUGUGAGAGUGCGGGCCUGGUGUUCGAGCUCAAGGUUGAUGGCGUGAGAUAUGGAGGUGUAUCUGCAAAGUUUCAUUGAUGACGUGGGGGGUGAGGGAAAGAACAUUCUGGGCGGAAGAAUUAGGUAAAUACACUUUUGCUAGUGUUUGCCCCAUGAUGCUGGACCUUGGCUUUUUUUUUGGAGGGGGGGGGGUCUUAGCAAAAUGUAAGAUAUAGCUUGGUAUCUGCUUUUUUUUUUGAAACUAAGUCCCAAAGUAAU
Exserohilum turcica Et28A is the source of this 2305-nucleotide messenger RNA. RefSeq lists its product as uncharacterized. The transcript is spliced from 4 exons. Bases 236 to 2125 code for a protein of 629 amino acids. NCBI's taxonomy places the organism in Eukaryota, Fungi, Ascomycota, Dothideomycetes, Pleosporales, Pleosporaceae. The record is from RefSeq and is a predicted model, not a curated record. Gene Ontology annotation, molecular function: ATP binding; ATP-dependent protein folding chaperone.